AAAAACUAGUGUAGAUGUCACGUGAUUCAAACAAACAAAAACAACGUCUUAAGAAACAGUUUGACUGUGUGUAUAUCAGUGAACUGAAACUGAGUUAGAUAUAAGUCGCAAAAAAGUCGUAUAUUAAGAUAAAACGCAUAAUACAUGUGAACUUUUAUACUUCGGUGUAGGAGCUGGCAUGUGACUGAAUGAAUGAAUGCUUGGCUACGGAAAGAUAGCAGAGUUAAUCGAUACAAACUCUUAAAAUUACUGUAAACUGUCUACAAUUAACCAUGCGGAGAAGACCACAGUCUGCAGCUUUCACACCGGCAUUUUUGAGAAGGGCUGGGAGUGAGAAAACAGUUUCUACAGGUGCAGCACAGUCCCAGUUUCACACGGACCUCUGGCUCUGUUUCACUGUGCAGAACUGGAUAUUGGACUUUGGGAGGCCAAUUGCUAUGAUCAUAAUGCCCCUGGAGUGGUUUCCUCUGAAUAAACCCAGUGUUGGAGAUUAUUUUCACAUGGCAUAUAAUGUCAUCACACCAUUCUUAUUACUGAAGCUGAUUGAGCGGAGUCCCACAUCUCUUCCUCGCUCAGCUGUUUACGUCUGCAUCAUUACCUUUGUCAUGGGAGCUAGCAUACACCUGGUAGGAGACUCUAUUAACCAUCGUCUCAUCCUCAGUGGAUACCAGCUUCACCUUUCUGUUAGAGAAAACCCUAUUAUCAAAGAUCUGAAGCCUGCCUCACUGAUUGAUUCAUUUGAACUUCUUUAUUACUAUGAUGAGCACUUAGGGCAUUCCAUGUGGUAUGUCCCUUUCUUCCUCAUCCUCUUCUUGUAUUUCACUGGCUGCUUUACACAAGUUAAAGAUGAGAAGAUGCCUUACUCAGGCUGGCUGCUACUUGGCCCCAGUGCGGUGUAUUAUUGGUAUCUGAUAACUGAGGGGCAGAUCUUUGUCCUGUAUGUCUUCACCUUUUUUGCCAUGGUUGCCACUGUGAUGCGCCAGAGGCGGAUGGGCUUUGUGUUAGACAGCAAUGGCCGUUUCCUCUUUUAUAACUUCAUCAUUACUCUGGGAUUAGUUCUGGUCUGGGUGGCAUAUCUGUGGAACGAUAAAGUUCUACGCAAAAAGUAUCCCGGUAUCAUCUAUGUUCCAGAGCCUUGGUCCUUCUAUACCUUACACAUCAAAGGCAGUUAAUUACUAACAGCAAAUCUGAAGUACAUUUCAUUGACAUUUCUACAGUAACAAAAAUGAUAUAUAAUGCUUUGACCAAGUUUAAUGGAACUUUGAGUGAAACUGAUGAGAUUUGCACUUGAAUUCUGGUUAUGGGCUACAGUUUCAGUGUUACUUAAAGGAAUUGCUCACUAAAAAAUGAAAAUUCUGUCAUCAUUUCUUCACCCUCAAGUGAAGAAACUUGUAUGAGUUUCUUGUUCAAUGUUGGUAACCAGUAGAGAAGAAAGAAACCUAAACCCGUUUGGAGCAAUUGAGUGUUAGUAAAUGAUCAGUUUUCAUUUUUGGGUGAACUAUUCCUUUAAUGAGUUGGAUCUAUGUUUAGAACUUCGCACAAUGCCAUGUUCGUAAUUUUAGUGUACUGAAUAAUAAAGUCAUGUAUUUAUUGUGGCUUACUGUAAAAAUGUUGCUUUUAUGUCCUUGUUUUAUCUGAAUAAAGUUUGUACCCCCUGUUA
Molecule: messenger RNA, 1660 nt
Organism: Labeo rohita (rohu)
Lineage: Eukaryota; Metazoa; Chordata; Actinopteri; Cypriniformes; Cyprinidae
Gene: cln6a
Product: CLN6 transmembrane ER protein a
Exons: 7
Coding region: 273-1172 (299 amino acids)
Source: RefSeq, a predicted model, not a curated record